Molecule: messenger RNA, 1500 nt
Organism: Sclerotinia borealis F-4128
Lineage: Eukaryota; Fungi; Ascomycota; Leotiomycetes; Helotiales; Sclerotiniaceae
Source: the annotation of a GenBank genome assembly
AUGGGUGAGCAGAAGACGGUCAGGGCCGAGGACGACGAUUAUAAGGCCAUCAAAGAAAGUUGGGGCCAAGUCACCACAUCGAUAUCGAAUAUGUGGAACCCCCGUCCGAACGGGUUGAUUCGUCGGGUCAAGUGUGGAGAGGAGAAGCCAUUUUGUAUGAGAUGUACUUCCACUGGACGAAAUUGUGAUGGAUAUGAGGUCUUCACAGAUCUGAAAAAACGGAAUGUUACAAAGACACAGCCUUCCAUAUCAGAAGGCGUGCAGUCUACUACUCUCGACGAUCCCCUAGAGUCGAUUAUGCUAGAUUUCUUUCGUAGACAUACAGCAGCCGAAUUUGCCGGAGACUUUUCCACCGAGUUUUGGGAAAAGAGGGUGUUCCAAGCUGCUACCAUCGAACCAUCAAUUCGUCACGGUAUUCUCGCAUUAGGUGCCAUCCACAAGAAUUACACCGAAACUUAUCAGAAACCACAGACACUAACUGAAAAUCCAACAAAAGCUUUCGCUUUCCGUCAGUACACAAAGGCCAUUCAAAUAUUACGUAAAUCGAUAGUCCGCGAGCCUCACUCACUAGACAUGACAUUAAUCUCAUGCGUUUUAUUCAUCUGUUUCGACUGUCUCAUAAGCGAUCAAGCCGCAGCACUAGUACAUCUCAAAUCCGGUCUCAAGAUCAUCGACAACAUACACGCCACGAACGCCCCCUCAUCCGUGGCAGCACAAUGUGCACGGGACUAUUCUCCACUAUUAUUAGUACUCGGAGGACAAAUAGCAGCAUUCAUUAACCCCCAAGCCGGAGUGGACCGCGGAGCAUUCUGGGCCGCGAUGAAACGAGCGGGUUGCCCAACCUCUCAGUUCACGCCCUUCCAAUCCCUAGAAGAAGCUCGCUAUUCCCUACGAACGCUGGGAGCAGACAUACUGCAUGCGCGGCACACCAAUUGGAACUACGUGACGGAAGAAAUCGUUACCAGCGAGUUUGGCCCCAUGAUACGAAGCCAUUAUAUGGCGUUGGAAAAUUGGUCCAAUCGUCUCAACGCAUUUAUUUCCAGGACGCCCAAUAAUCCGGACCCCAAUAACAGCACACCCGCAAAACCCAUCCGGAACCGCGGCGUCUCGCUGCUUAAAGCCCAUCAUCUCCUAUUCUCCAUGAAUGCGGCGGAACCGCAUAUCCCGGGGUCUAAAUUUGAAGAAAUGCUCGAUUUGUCCGAAGCGUUGGUGAAAGAAGAUAGAGCGUAUUGGGGUGUGCAAUCAAUGCCGAGAUUUAUGGUCGAUACGGGACUUAUUGUUCCGCUGGUGUAUACGGCGGUCCGCAGUACGGAUGUGAGGCAUAAGAGGAGAGCGAUAGAGAUUUUGGCUCAGGCGCCCGGGAGAGAGGGGUUGUGGGAUACGCAGAGUGCGGUUCUUAUUGUGGAGGGGGAAUUGGCGGCUGUGGGAGAUCGGAGUCCGAGAUUGCAGAUUCCGUAUUUUCAUGAUGAGGGGGAAGGGAAUCGAUGGAGGAAAGGGUAA